AUGGAUUCAAUGCUUAACUCCGAAUCCGACGGAGAAUAUGAAUAUGAAUAUGGUACAGAGACAGAGACCUUUUAUCUUAACCUGGACCUGACCGCCCACCAUGGCCCAGUGCGCCCCCCACGCCGUCGCCCAAAGGAAACAACCUCCAUGGAGGAUACACAAAACCCUGGAGACGACAUGAGCCAGGGAUUUCCAAGCGAAGCUUAUCCUCCGAUCGAGAGUGCCGAAACAGCCAGCCUUCCGAACGAACGAAUCCAAAUUCUCGACCUCCACACAAGCAACCCAAUCAUCUCAUACUACAACCAAAUGUUCAGUUGCUCCUGGGCCGACCAAAUUGGCACUGAACUAGUUUUUGCCAGCCCAGACACGGAAACAGACCCGGACAACCACCUCCCUCAACCGCUACACCGUGGACCCUCCUACGAGCUUUUGGCCGCCAACAGCGUGAAGAUCCUCGGUCGAAAGGCACAGCUCGUCCCCAGCGCUGGGACAGCAGUAGCCCAAGGAUUUACCGAGGAAACCUCAAAUACAGGACCUACCCCGGAUUCUGCAUCUUCUCAGGGCGCCGAACCCCUCGGUGUACCUCGUCGCCCCGCAGGGCCAUCCCAUCAGGCGCAGUUCCUCUACAGGCUGCAGCAGAUUAAGAACGCUAAAGGGGAACCUGACACCGUUCGCACCGUCAUGAGUACACGUCGGCAAGUAAAUAUGACGGACAGACAGCAUGGCUGGGCCCGUACUGAGGCUCAGCUUGCUGAGAUUGAGCGGCUGAACGAACGUGCUUCGAGAGGGGACUUGGAGGCCAAGGCGACUCUUGAGCUGCUAAUUCAAGAGCUAAACCAAGACCUCAAUCCCGAGGGGGCCGCGUCUGAGUCCGGCUCGGAGUUAACUUCUGACAGCGAUGACUCUACUUCAUGA
Messenger RNA from Penicillium vulpinum, 915 nucleotides. RefSeq names its product TFIIIC subunit 6 family protein. The transcript has 2 exons. The coding region runs from base 1 to 915 and encodes 304 amino acids. The record is from RefSeq and is a predicted model, not a curated record. NCBI's taxonomy places the organism in Eukaryota, Fungi, Ascomycota, Eurotiomycetes, Eurotiales, Aspergillaceae.